CGGUCUUUUCUAUCCUUUCCAUCAUCCCCAAGGUCCUUUUGUUUAUUCAAUCUAUUACAAUUUUAUAUAAACCACUAUGUCUGUCGCAAAUGAGGUCGAAGCUGCGAAUGCCGAAUACGCGGCAUCCUUCACCAAGGGCGAUUUGCAGCUUCCCCCGCAGCGAAAGGUCGCCAUAGUGACGUGCAUGGAUGCCCGACUGGACCCUGCUCGCGCUCUUGGUCUGGAAGAAGGAGAUGCCCAUGUUAUUCGAAAUGCAGGUGGUCGAGUGACAGACGCUCUUCGAAGCCUCAUCAUCUCGCAGCAGCUGUUGGGAACGAGAGAGAUUAUUCUUGUGCACCAUACCAACUGUGGAAUGCUCACCUUUACCGAUGAGGCGAUCCGGAGCAAGAUCCGAUCUGAACUUGGCCAGAAUGCUGAUCAUAUUGCAUUUUUGCCGUUUGGUGAUUUGAAACAGAGUGUUCUGGACGAUAUCCGAUCGUUGAAGGACAACAGUCUGUUGCUGAAUGUUCCUAUCACAGGCUAUAUUUAUGAGGUUGAGACUGGCAAGAUUACCUUAGUCGAGAAGAAUGUGUAAUUGGGGGAUGUUAAGUUUCUAAUGCAAGAUGUUUGCGUAUCAUGCAGUCCAGCUCUUUGUCUUCUGC
This is a messenger RNA of Aspergillus wentii DTO 134E9, 641 nucleotides long. Its product is annotated as beta-class carbonic anhydrase. The coding region runs from base 77 to 574 and encodes 165 amino acids. NCBI's taxonomy places the organism in Eukaryota, Fungi, Ascomycota, Eurotiomycetes, Eurotiales, Aspergillaceae. Gene Ontology annotation, molecular function: zinc ion binding; carbonate dehydratase activity. The record is from RefSeq and is a predicted model, not a curated record. The transcript has 4 exons.